AUGAACCCUGAAAAACAAUGCCAAAUCUGUUCAAAGUCCUCGAAUGGAAUGCAUUUUGGUGCUAUGACCUGUCGCGCCUGCGCCGCGUUUUUCAGACGAGCAGUGGUCCUGAAAUUGGAGUAUACGUGUAAAGAGAAGAAAAUGUGUCACUUGGAAGUUGUUGGAAGAUCCAUUUGCCGCUACUGUAGAUUUGAAAAGUGCAAGGAGAUUGGGAUGGAUCCUGAAAAAGUGGUCCUGGAUUACGAUCCAACGGCAUCUCAAAAAGUUCCAGUUAUGGCGAAAACAUCUGAAAAAUCUGAAAUUUCUGAAAAUCCUACAGUAUCGAAUCCGAUGGCUCAAAAAGAAAAAACCACGAUAAAAAUCGAUUUUUCUGAGACAGUGGAAAAAAUUGAGGAGAUUUUUGAGACAAGACGAGAUUCAGAAACUGAGGACGAGGAAGAGGGCCCAAAAAUUUAUCUGAAUGAUUUACAAAAUUUAACAAAAGGAUUAAAAGAAUUCCGAGAAAAUAUUCGACCGAAAAUUGAAAUUGAGGUGGAUAAAUUGGGAAAAGCGGACAUGAAAAAAGUGUUCUACUGGCUGAAUGUACGAAUUCGAAAGUAUGCGAAAUGGUUCUCCCAUGCUACAUAUUUAAUGGAAAAACUGCCAAUGGACCAGAAAUUCCAGUUAUACCGUACCUCUUGGAAUGUAAUGAGAAUUUUUGAACGUCUUUCAAUGACCUGGAUGCAUUAUGGACAAGAAAUGUUUGAUGGAAAUUUCAUAUUGGUCAGUGAUGAAACUGUAAUGGUGAUUGAUAAGAGCUUGAUACAUUUCGAAGAGAUUUCAGAAUUGACCGAUCGAUAUUUUCAAAGACUUUUCCAUCCAUUUCUGAACAAGUACAUGGAAGAGGUAGCUCGACCGAUGGCUGAACUCGAUUUGACCGAAGAGGAAGUGGUCUUUUGUAUGGUCCACAUUUUGGGAUUCGAUGGUACAGUAGCCCAGAACUACAAAAAAUCAAUAAUCAAUUUUCAAGUUUUAGUGACCGAUUUGGCACCGGAAACGCUGGAAAUUUUGCACAAAUUCAAAGAAAUCAUUGCUGACCAAAUGCACAAUUAUUAUAUAAAUUCAACAAAUCACAAAGUGUAUUCACAUCGGAUACUGAAAUUGAUGAAGUUGGUCAAAACGAUUACGACAAUCGCAAGGGAGAAGGCAAAAAUCAAAGAAGUGAUUUGGAUUUUCGACAUCUACAAAGCCGAAAUAUCGGAUCCAUAUUUUUUUCAAAUGUUUUAA
Caenorhabditis briggsae is the source of this 1266-nucleotide messenger RNA. Bases 1 to 1266 code for a protein of 421 amino acids. The record is from RefSeq and is a predicted model, not a curated record. The transcript is spliced from 8 exons. Lineage: Eukaryota; Metazoa; Nematoda; Chromadorea; Rhabditida; Rhabditidae. Gene Ontology annotation, molecular function: zinc ion binding; sequence-specific DNA binding; DNA-binding transcription factor activity. Gene Ontology annotation, biological process: regulation of DNA-templated transcription.